AUGGACCAGAUACUUGCCCAAGCCUCCGACACAUCCGAGCUCGACCUCCUCCUCGAUCUCAUGCGUCGGUUGCCCCCGGAAAAGAUCGACAGCAACUUGCAGAGCCUCUUGUUCGUCCUGCCCGAGUACACCGACGACUUGCUCACCUCGAUCGAUCUCCCACUCAAAAUCCAGGUCGACCCUUCCUCCGGUAGAGAGUUCUUGAAUUGCGACUAUAACAGAGACCAAGAUUCAUACCGGAGCCCUUGGUCCAACGAAUACGAUCCACCUUUGGCAGAUGGAACCUCCCCUGGACCAAAGCUAAGGAAAUUAGAGAUACUCCUCAAUGAUGGGUUUGAUGUCUACCGAGAAAUGUAUUACGAGGGAGGAGUUUCUUCGGUUUAUCUGUGGGAUCUCGAUGAGGAUUUUGCAGGGGUAGUAUUACUGAAGAAGACUAUCCAACCAAGCGACAACCUCAGUGGAACUUGGGAUUCUAUCCAUGUCUUUGAAACCACCGAGCGUGGACGGAAUGCUCAUUACAAACUGACAUCGACUGUCAUGCUGCAUCUUGUUCAAUCUCACCCAAUACUUGGCAAGAUCAGUUUGGCUGGUAGUAUGACUCGCCAAUCCGAGCAAACGUAUCCGCUAGUGACACCAUCCACAUCAUCGACACUCUCGCCGACGCAUCUCCCAAAUAUCGGGAGAUUGAUCGAAGAGAUGGAGUUGAAGAUGAGGAACCUCUUGAAGGAGGUCUACUUCAGCAAGACCAGGGACGUCGUUAAUGAUCUCAGAUCGGUCAAUAAUCUGGGAGAGUUGAGGCAGAGAUUGGGCGUCCAAAAGGAGCUCGUCGGCUUACUCAAAGUCAAGGGUCAAUCAAUCGUCCCCAAGGAAUCUUGA
This is a messenger RNA of Puccinia triticina, 876 nucleotides long. RefSeq lists its product as uncharacterized. Gene Ontology annotation, biological process: actin cytoskeleton organization; cell morphogenesis; barbed-end actin filament capping. The coding region runs from base 1 to 876 and encodes 291 amino acids. Gene Ontology annotation, cellular component: cytoplasm; F-actin capping protein complex. Gene Ontology annotation, molecular function: actin filament binding. Lineage: Eukaryota; Fungi; Basidiomycota; Pucciniomycetes; Pucciniales; Pucciniaceae. The record is from RefSeq and is a predicted model, not a curated record. The transcript is spliced from 5 exons.